GGCUACACGUUUUGCAGACACUGUAGGAGGGAGCGUCGGGAGUCUUAACUGGCAAUGCCGCUGAUCCGCGGACCAAAGUCGUACAUAAAUGAUGAUUGACAAAUCGUCAUAGUCAAGCGAAUUCGUCAUAGGUUGUGACAUCUUGCAUGCCGACAAACAUGGACAGAGUAGGGACGGUACCGGACAUACCGAAGACGCCUGAUUCAACCGAACUCGGAGACUGCAGGAAAAUCCGACCACUACAACAGAUGAUUGCAUCAUGCUCUGGGGCGCUGCUAGUCUCCUUAUUUGUCACUCCCUUAGACGUUGUGAAAAUCCGCCUUCAGUCCCAGCAAAAGGUGUCGCCAUCGAUGGGACGACCCGAUAGUUAUUGCACUAGCCGACUCCUAAGAAACCGCCUUGCUUCUGUUCCAGUCACACCUCUUGAUGUCGUCAAGAUCAGACUCCAGGCUCAACACAAACCAUUGCAGCGUGGACAGUGCUUCCUCUAUUGCAAUGGCCUCAUGGACCAUAUCUGUAUAUGCGUGAACGGUCGGACUAUCAAGCAACCGUGGUAUAAAAUGCCAGGGCGUUUCAAUGGGACCCUGGAUGCGUUUAUUAAAAUCACACGUGCGGAGGGUAUCGGGUCGCUAUGGAGUGGACUACCCCCUACACUAGUAAUGGCUGUACCAGCAACUGUUAUCUAUUUCACAUCGUACGAUCAAAUCAAAUAUACCAUGGGAUUCCGAGAAGGUCAGCGUGAAAAGUUAUGGAUUCCUGCCAUUGCUGGUAGUGUGGCAAGAGUUUUUGCAGCAUCUGUGAUCAGUCCAAUUGAACUAAUACGAACCAAGAUGCAGUCGACUCAGCUGAGUUACAGUGAUAUUGGCGUGGCUGUGCGAGAUGCCGUAUCGCAUGGUGGUAUCCGAUCUCUCUGGUCCGGUCUCGGGCCGACCAUUCUAAGAGACGUCCCCUUCUCAGCAAUCUACUGGUUAGGAUUUGAGGCCAUGAAAUCCUACUCGGCCGAAAAUGAAAAAAGAGAAUUGACAUUCACGCAGAACUUCAUGGCUGGUGCUACUUCUGGAACGAUUGCUGCUAUUCUUACUCUACCAUUCGAUGUUGUUAAAACUCAUCGCCAGAUUGAACUUGGCGAGGCAUCUCUGACUGACAAGAAAACCACCAGGUCAACAUGGCUCAUGAUGAGAAAUAUCUAUAGAAGUCAAGGUCCAACUGGAUUAUUUUCUGGUUUGGUACCGAGGUUGAUCAAGGUCACGCCAGCAUGUGCAAUCAUGAUCAGCACAUACGAAUACGGCAAGUCUUUCUUCCGGGCUCGAAACAGUAGCACGCUGGCAUUGUCAAACGAGUAAGACGUUAUAUUCGUGAUAAAGUCUGCAUUUGUGACAUCCAUAUUAGUGUCGAGAUGUCAGGACUUGAAGGGACACUGCUUGUGGUUCCUUGGGAACUUUGAAGCAGUGUAGGGCGGGGUGUUACUCCAACAGUCGCAUUCUAAAGCCCGUUACACACGAGGGACUUCUCACCAACUUAGUUGGAAUUUUAAUUCAUAACAGGAAUCCAGACCAGGUAACUGAUACUUUGCCCGAUUGGUUGGAGUUGCUGGCUGCACUACCGACUUGUUCUAUUUCUCGACGACAUCUUUUGUUUAUAUAAGGAUUGUUUUGUUUAUUUAAGGAGUGUGGGGGAGAAAUUUCCCGUGUGAUUCAGUCAACAACAUAGUUGGGCCGUAUUUUGACUCUUUAUCUUUAUAGGCGCCAAGGCUGUACCUUCUCAUAAUCCAAGAUUUUGCCCAAAACCUCCUAUUAUCCCAUCGAUUUCUCCUUUUCCUCUUUUCACUGAUGCUUUUUACAAUAAUAAUAGAUAAAAUUUUCUUUUUCUUCCUCUCAUUGUACACAACAAAAUCAUUGGCAGCCAUGUUUCUAGAUCUAAGAUUUCCCCGCCAGAAAUAAUAGAUAUUUGCACUCAGCCUUGAUCAAGGUUUUGGCCUAAAUAUAGUGCAGGACCUAAAUGUUGCUGGGAUUAUGUCUUUCGUGUGAGUGGGUGAACGACUCUCAACUUCCAGUCACCUGUGCACCUGUUCUUAAUUUUAAAACCAACUAAGUUGGUGAGAAGUCCCUCGUGUGUAACGGGCUUUAGACAGUUAGACAAUUGGACUUCAAUCAUGUGAUGAAAGACUGAUUCAAGCAGGAUUUCUUGUGUUGUGUUGACAUCGGGAUAGCAGGACAAAGCUCAUGAGAAUGCUGGUUAUGGUUUUGUGUAUAAAGGAGAUUACAAGUAUUUGAAUGUACACACGUAAGUUAAGCCAGUAAAGGAAGAGGAAGAAUUCUUGAAAGGUGGUGUGGGUAAAACUAGUGAACACUUCCAGUGUACUGUACAAUGUGCCUUCAUCAGACCCACAUGAACCAGAUACUUGCAUACAGCGUAACCGCCAGUUUUCCAAGUUCAGGUUCCAGGUCAAGACCAAGUUUAAUAUGUUUGUCAAUUGAACCAAUCAUGUGUCUGUAUCUCUGUCAAGUCUCCAUCCAUCCUUCGGUGAAUUUUUCUUCUUUCUUUUGCGGUAGUUUGUUAAUAUUCUUGUGGAAGUGUGGAUUAAAUCAGUAUGUUGAUUACUAGUACGCUAAUGAAAUAAAGUAUGAUGAUAUUUUA
Lineus longissimus is the source of this 2637-nucleotide messenger RNA. Its product is annotated as probable mitochondrial glutathione transporter SLC25A40. Gene Ontology annotation, cellular component: mitochondrion. The transcript is spliced from 7 exons. Gene Ontology annotation, biological process: mitochondrial transmembrane transport. NCBI's taxonomy places the organism in Eukaryota, Metazoa, Nemertea, Pilidiophora, Heteronemertea, Lineidae. Bases 147 to 1343 code for a protein of 398 amino acids. The record is from RefSeq and is a predicted model, not a curated record.